Molecule: messenger RNA, 1741 nt
Organism: Lycium barbarum (goji berry)
Lineage: Eukaryota; Viridiplantae; Streptophyta; Magnoliopsida; Solanales; Solanaceae
Product: glycosyltransferase BC10-like
Exons: 2
Coding region: 99-1172 (357 amino acids)
Cellular component (GO): membrane
Molecular function (GO): glycosyltransferase activity
Source: RefSeq, a predicted model, not a curated record
ACCAUUCAUUGAUCUCCUCCAUCUCCCUCUCUCUUUCUUCUCAAAUCUCAAAAAAUCCUCACUUUACUUUUCAUCACUAUCUUCCCCAUUUUCACACAAUGUUCAAAUUAUACAUCCUUAUCCCAUCUCUUACACUUCUAAUCUCAAUUCCAAUAAUCUUUUUUUUAGCCCCAUCUAUCCUUCCUCAACGCCAAAUUACCAUUUCUAUCCCUGAUGAACUUGACGAUCUUUCCCUUUUUCACAAAGCCAUAACCGCCGAUUCAACUUUCCUUAAAAAACCUUCCCAUAAAUACCCUUCCAACAAAUUCCGACUAGGUUCAACCACCAUCCACCGCCCUAAAAUCGCCUUUCUUUUCUUAACAAACUCCGAUUUGCACUUUCAGUCCCUGUGGAACAAGUUCUUUAACCUUUCUGAUCCACAUCUUUAUAAUAUUUACAUUCACGCUGACCCCACAGUUAAAAUCACACCUCCAGUUGGUGUUUUUUCUAACAGAUUUAUACAUUCUAAGAGAACUCAACGCUCAUCACCGACACUUAUUUCAGCCACGCGCCGCUUGCUUGCUCACGCGGUUCUUGAUGAUCCAGAUAACGUUUAUUUCGCUCUUAUUUCACAGCAUUGUAUCCCUUUACACUCUUUUAAUUACUUUUACAGUUUUUUACUAGAUACCCAAAAAUUAUCAAACAAAAUGGAGUUUCCUAGUUAUAUAGAGAUUUUAAAUGAAUCUCCUUCAUUAUUAGAUAGAUAUAAUGCUAGAGGUGAAAAUGUAAUGGAACCUGAAGUUGGGUUUGAUAAAUUCCGGGUCGGGUCACAGUUUUUUGUGAUUACAAGAAAACAUUCCUUAAUGGUUAUCAAGGAUAGUAAGCUGUGGAGGAAAUUCAAGAAACCUUGUGUAAAAAUUGAAUCUUGUUAUCCUGAAGAGCAUUAUUUUCCUACUUUGUUAUCAAUGGAGGAUCCAAAUGGGUGUAAAGGUUAUACAUUGACUCGGGUUAAUUGGACUGAUAGUGUUGAUGGGCAUCCACGUACUUAUCAUCCAUUUGAAGUUUCAUCAGAGCUGAUUUAUAAGCUUAGAGAGUCGAAUUCGACGUAUUCGUUUAUGUUUGCAAGGAAAUUCUCACCGGAUUGCUUGAAACCGUUGAUGGAAAUGGCAGAUUCCGUCAUUUUUAAGGACUAAAGUUUCUUUUUUCUUGCUAAUGAUGAAGAGGAGAAAUCUUAUGCAAACUGUGAUUGUUGUGAAGAAAAAGAACGCAUCUUGGAGUAUCAGAUGGGAAUGAGGUCUUGAAGGGUUGUCAAAAAGAAGGCCCUCAGCCAAAGUAACCCCAAAAAGAAUCCAACUCAAAGCUUUGAAUGAGCUUUCAAAGAAAGCAACAAAAAGCAAGCAGUAGACAGAAGGUACUGUUGAGGUGUAAUUUAGUAAUGUUUUGUUUUUUUAUUUUUAAAUUAGGCGUUCAGUAUUCCACUUGCUCGACUAAGGAGUUAAAACGCUCCGUACCAAGAGGAUCUCUGCUCUAGCUCGAAUUCAAUUUGGUAAAAUUUCUAGUUGUAGCUGGUGGGGUUUGAGGAGAGGAGGCCUUUAGGCUCUUCCCUUUGUUGCGUUGUGUGUUCUUCUUGUACAUAGAUACUAAGAAUAUUUCGGUGAAUCAUGAGUGGAUGAUUAGAGGGCUGUUAUUGUGAAGGUUGUUAAAUGGUGGAUUGAGCCAUAAGCAAAUAAAGAGAGGGCUAAAUCCAAGUCUUUUUCUCCAA